AGGGGGCGUGGUCGGGAAGCGGAAGCCGUGUCUGUCAUGGCGGCGUACCCGGGGCAGGGCUUCCCCGGUGCAGGACCGGCCCCCGGGGCUCCGUUCGGCAGCGGCCCCCCCCCGGCCCCCGGGGCUCCGUACGGACCGGCCCCGCCGGGAGCACCUUACGGACCGCCUGGCUGCGGGCCCCAGCCCGGGCCCUACGGAGGAGCGGCUCCCGGCGGGAACGCUCCCCCGGGUGUGGAUCCGGAGGCCUUGUCCUGGUUCCAGGCGGUGGAUGCCGAUCACAGCGGGUACAUCUCUGUGAAGGAGCUGAAGCAGGCGCUGGUCAACUCCAACUGGUCGACGUUCAACGAUGAGACCUGCCUGCUGAUGAUAAACAUGUUCGACAGGACCAGGUCAGGACGCAUUGAUGUGUAUGGCUUCUCAGCCCUGCUGCGCUUCAUCCAGCAGUGGAGGAACCUUUUCCAGCAGUACGACAGGGACCAGUCGGGCUCCAUCAGCUUCAAUGAGCUCCAGCAAGCUUUCUCCCAGAUGGGCUAUAACCUGAGCCCGCAGUUCAGCCAGCUGCUGCUGGCCCGCUAUGCCCAGCGGUCGCCCAGCCCCAGCAUCCAGCUGGACCGCUUCAUCCACAUCUGCAUGCAGCUCCAGAGCACGACCGAUGCCUUCCGCGAGAAGGACACGGGGCUGGUGGGCAACGUGCGCCUGAGCUACGAGGACUUCCUCACCAUGGUCGUGACUCGCAUGCUGUGAUGCCUCUGCCGAGGGGGGAGCUCUCCUCUGGGAUGUGACCAAGCUGUUUUCCCAGGGCAGCUUUCCAAGGAGCCCUGAACACUUCCAGGACCCUCUGGCUUCGAUUCCUUGUCCCCACUCAAUGGCAGUUGAUGCCUCCACGCCAAACUGGAGCCUGGUUCUGGGGCCACACUGCAGGGUGGGACAGCCAAACUGAUAGCCGGUGCUGUGCCUCCCAGGGAGGGCUUAGACCUUCCCUUGCCAGACACCAAAUCAUUCUUAGACCCCCUUUGUGCUAUCCCUUGGCUUGGUGGGAUGUCUGCAGUGGACCAGCCCUGUCUCAUCACGCUUUCAGGGACUCUCCAGUGCCCAAAAGCUGGGCCUUCAUUGGAAAAGCAGCAGGAAGGGUUCAGGUGAUGGCAGAGCUCAUCCUUCCUCACCUCACAAACUGCUCUUCCUCUCCACCAGCACUUCCAGCCCCUCCGAUCUGCUGGAAGUGCUCCAGCCUUCCUGAGCCCUGUUUCUCUCCGGGCCAUGCUGGAUCAUUGAACCCCCUUGUUGCCAAUGUGGGUUUUGAUGUGUCUCUGCCAAAGCCAAACUUGGAAAUGGUUUAGAGCUUAUUUUUACAGCUUUUGAAUAAAGGGUGAUGUGCACUGGC
Molecule: messenger RNA, 1381 nt
Organism: Melopsittacus undulatus (budgerigar)
Lineage: Eukaryota; Metazoa; Chordata; Aves; Psittaciformes; Psittaculidae
Gene: PEF1
Product: penta-EF-hand domain containing 1
Exons: 5
Coding region: 37-744 (235 amino acids)
Biological process (GO): COPII vesicle coat assembly
Molecular function (GO): calcium ion binding
Source: RefSeq, a predicted model, not a curated record